GCCGAAGGUUGCCUAUGCCUGGUUUUGGCCAUACUGAGCUAGGUGUAGUUUCUUUGGGCAUUGUGUAGGAUCAUUGAGUCGCAUGGAGCCCUUGCAACUUGCCUCAUGGUAGAUUUUAAAAAAUGUGGUAGAUUAAAAAAAAAGUUUCCUUGGGUGUGUGGAUCUGAAAUGCAGACCCACCCUGCCCCUGGAAAGAAAAGUCACAGGUGGCCUUCUUGAUAAGGAGAGGGUCUCUUUUAACUUUUUGAAUGCUGUGAGAUCAUACCUCUUGCUGUGGAUUAAUUUCAUAGAAUCAUAGGCGCAGUUAACUGUUGAAGCUUUCUCUGCUCAUAGUUGUGAAGAAUAUUCUUAUGUUAUGAAUGGCCCUACAGCUCUGAUUCUAUAUCAACAGGGCAAUGGCAGUUGCAAUGGAGAGUUCUUAUCUAGGAAGGGAGGGGCAAGGAAACUCUAGACCUGUAGGGCUUAAUGACUGUGCUACUCCACGUAAAGGCAUGAAUUUAAAGGAUGGGGGGUAACCUUCCACUUGCCACUGUAUCACUCCUUCCCAAGGCAGGAACGUCAUGUCUUGAGCUACUAGUCUCCUGGGUGGACUGGCCCCAGUUCCAUCCUGUAGCUACUGGUCCUAGCAAGCUGAGAGCAGGAACCUGGCAAGACAUCAAGUUGGUUUGUUGCUAUGGCAUCUUAAUGAUGGGCCCUGGCUGUCUCCUUAAUCUCUGACAGCCUUGCAAAAUGUUCCCUCUAAUGACUCGCCCUGAAAGGUGUACAGCUGGCCCAGGGGCCCAUGUUUACCACAAGUCAUUGGCGGCUCAUUUGCUACCUGGCAAGGGUGUCAUGCAGUCCUUACCUUAGGCCGAGGAAGCAGCUUUAGAUUGGCUCUCAGAUCAUUUCCUAAAUGAAUCACAGAAGGGAGUCGAGCAGAAUGCCUUUCCUCCAUGGCUUCCGACGGAUCAUCUUUGAGUACCAGCCAUUAGUUGACGAGAUCUUGGAAUGUAUGGAUCCUCUGGUGCAGGACUUGAUGGUCAGCCCCAGCGCUGUGGUAGAAGACGACAGGCGGAUUGCGGCCCUUAACAACCUGCUGGAGAGGAACGCCAACUCCGUUUACUACCAAGAGGGUGUGAGCUAUUCAUUGCUGAAGAUGGCGGAGUAUGGGGUAGUCCAAGCCGCAGAAGCCCUCCUGCGUGGUGGGGCGGACAUCACCUUUGAAGAUCCAAUCACUUAUUAUACAUCUUUGCACAUCGCCGUGAUGCGGAACAAGCCGGACAUGGUAGAGCUGUUGGUGCAGGAAGGUGCAGACAUCAACCGGAGAGACAGGGUUCAUGAAAGCAGCCCCCUAGAUCUGGCUAGCGAAGAGCCAGAACGCCUCCCUUGCCUAAAGCGACUUUUGGAACUUGGAGCCGAUGUCAAUGCAGUUGAUAAACAUGGAAAGACCGCUCUGCUGCAUGCUCUAGCCAGCAGUGAUGGGGUUCAGAUCCACAAUACGGAAAACAUUCGCCUUUUGUUGGAAGGAGGAGCCAAUGUGAAGGCCACAACAAAAGAUGGUGACAGCGUCUUCUCCUACAUCAUCUUCCUCCUUGGAGAGACAGUGGGAGGUGACGAAGAGGAGGUCCGGACCAUCAAGAGCUUCUGCUUCCAGGUCACUCAGCUGCUGAUGACCCAUGGGGCCAACCCUAGUGCGUGCCCAACCUAUGAGUCCCUCACCCACCUGUGCCUGAAGAAUUUCCGGCUCCACUUUCCCCUCCUGCGCUUCCUCCUGGAGUUUGGGGCGUCAUACAACUGCACCCUCCAUGGGCCCUCCUGUUGGUCGGGCUUCAGUAUUAUCUUCGAGCAGCUUUGCUCCCACUUGAGCGGGUCAGAGGACGACGCCUUCUCCGUCGACCUCUUUCAGAAGGCCGAGACGGUGCUGGAGCUCAUGGCCUCAAGCUCCCAGACCAUCAAGCUGCCCAUCAACUUUGAGAUCAACCUCAGCCAACUCAGUGGGUUCCAUAGGAAGAGGAUCUCAGACCUCUUCACCAGCGUGAAGCAGCUGGAACACUCCCCUCCUACCUUGAAGCAGAUGUGCCGGGUUUCCCUGCGGCAGCAUCUCAGACCCUGGCCCAUCGAUGAAAAAGUCAAGGCCCUCCCGCUUCCCAACUUGUUGAAAAAAUAUCUCCUUAUAGACCCGAGCAGCUCUGCGGAGGCGACUUCAAGGGUGGACCAAGAAGACUGAUCUGCCAAGGGGGUGUUUCCAGCCUGAGGCCUUCAAGCCACACACACCAGUCAAUUGUGGACACGGGUGUUGGUCACGCACAGGAUGACAUUUGCGGGAUUGCCGCACAGGGUGUUACUGCACCAUACUCAUUCACACACGUGGACUGGCCUUUUGCCUUGCAAUGGACGAAUGCAUAACACUUGGACGUUUCCAAAUCUGCAGCUCAACUGCUGAUUGUUCUGAAGGAGGGACAAGUCCAUUUUCUGGACCUGAGUCAUGACUAAACUGAAUUCUGCUCAGUGUCUUCAGAAGGUUGGAGGCCUUCAUUUAUCUGGAACAAUAUUACCUCGUGACUUUUCUAAACAGCUGUUCUGAGCAACCUGGCUUCUAACAGGGAGCAAAGCGUCCAUUCCUCUGGGUCAUUAAACAUGUGUUCUGCACCAGCAAAA
Molecule: messenger RNA, 2637 nt
Organism: Podarcis raffonei (Aeolian wall lizard)
Lineage: Eukaryota; Metazoa; Chordata; Lepidosauria; Squamata; Lacertidae
Gene: ASB6
Product: ankyrin repeat and SOCS box containing 6
Exons: 7
Coding region: 893-2206 (437 amino acids)
Biological process (GO): intracellular signal transduction; protein ubiquitination
Cellular component (GO): BRCA1-BARD1 complex
Molecular function (GO): protein binding
Source: RefSeq, a predicted model, not a curated record